Molecule: messenger RNA, 1839 nt
Organism: Dalotia coriaria
Lineage: Eukaryota; Metazoa; Arthropoda; Insecta; Coleoptera; Staphylinidae
Gene: RhoGAP5A
Product: Rho GTPase activating protein at 5A
Exons: 7
Coding region: 300-1664 (454 amino acids)
Biological process (GO): signal transduction; regulation of GTPase activity
Molecular function (GO): GTPase activator activity
Source: RefSeq, a predicted model, not a curated record
AUAUCAAUACCUAUAUUUUUAUGUGAUAAAAGAUGUGUUUACACUAAUAAUACAACAGUCUCAACAAAAUUAUCUUGUUUGAUCUAUUGGAUGAUGUUAAACAAUCAAAUAAAUAUUAAAACUCUUCGUCUACCUUCGGUAAAAUCAUCCGUUCUUACCCGAAUCUAACACGUAAGAGAAGGAAGAUGAAAGUAAAUUUGAUUCCACCACGUAAACAAUGCAAUUAAAAGACAUACCAAUUAAGUUCCUCAAAAUAAAUCAUCACAAUAUCAACCUAAGUAAACAAACGCGCAACGAGAAUGGAAAUUGGAGAAUCUCCCACACACCCAGUGUGGAAAAACGAUUUAUAUAGAUGGCAAUUAAAUGCACCUGUUCCUGUUCCAAUUGUGUGUGAUAAAAGCCUGCAAAAUGUUCCAAGUUAUUUGGGUCAGGAUUAUCAUGGACCCAUUUCAAGCACAGAAACAUGUAGAUUACUGGAAGACAAACCAAAUGGGGCCUAUCUUGCCAGGGAUAGUAAAACAGGCAAUGGGGACUUCUACACUUUAAGUUUAAAGUUUAACAAUAAAAUUCAUCAUUAUAAGUUGUACUAUGACAAUGGGGGCUUGUAUGUCAGCACCAAGAGAUAUGACUGUGUCAGAUCUUUGGUGGCUGAUGGUUUGGUCACAAUGUAUUUGCAAUUGAAAGCCCCACAAACAUUACAAACUCUUCAGACAAUUAGUUAUCAAGAAAGUCCCUACAUGACUCUAAACAAGCGAAAACUAAGAGUUUUGAGUAAAGAAUAUGCCAAAAAUAAUAAUGUAUUUGCACUGCCACAGCCUGAAAACACUCCUUGCACAAAUGAGAAGUGUGAAAAACCACACCAAUUUAAAGUCACAACCUUCAAAGGUUUAAACUGGUGUGAAUUGUGUGGGAAUUUCUUGUGGGGUUUUACUGCCCAGGGUGUAAGGUGUGAUGAUUGUGGUACAGUUGCACAUGAAAAAUGCUCGAAAAAAUUCUCCAAUGAUUGUGUACCAGAUCUCAAGUAUAUUCGUGGUGUUUUUGGUAUUGAAUUAACCACUUUGCUCACCGCACACAACGCGAAAUUGCCUUUUGUUGUAACAAAAUGCGUGGAGGAAGUUGAAGCGCGUGGAUUGACUGUCGAAGGAAUUUACCGUCUCAGUGGAUUUGCUGAGGAAAUUGAAUGUAUUAAAAUGACUUUUGACAAAGAUGGCGACAAAGCUGAUUUAAGUCAAGAAAAGUAUCCGAAUAUCAACGCAAUAAGUGGCGCACUGAAAUUAUAUCUGCGUUUGCUGCCAAUUCCAUUAAUCACCUUCAUUGUUCAUCCAUUAUUAACUUCUGCAAUGCAGAAUUCAAAGGUUAACGAAACGAUAAUCGUGAAAAACAUUCGCGAUGCUUUGGAAUCACUUCAAAAGGCGCAUUAUGACACUUUACACUACGUUAUUAAUCACUUAAAGAGAGUGAGUCAACAUUCUGCGAUUAAUAAAAUGACCCCGCAUAAUAUCGCCACGGUGUUUGCGCCGACUUUAAUUGGACCGCCAAUUGCUCAAAGCGCUAUAAUACCGGACAUGACAACUGAUAUCCUGGUGGUUGAGAAUUUAAUUGUACAUUGUGAUAAGGUGUUUUGUAAGCAUUUAGAAACUAGUACUCAUUCCAUUAUGGUGUAAGGUGUAAGCUCCUCUACGAUAUUCCGCACUUGUGAUAUUUUAUACUGUGUUUAUUUAUACUACUACUUCUAUUUCUACUUAGACAGGUUUUUGAGAUAGUGAAACUACUGAAGUAUAUAUAUUUUAACUUAACUGUAUUGCUUAUAAUAAAGUUAUAAGAUUUAUAUGAAGAAAA